AUGCUCGUUUUACCCGGCUCACUUGCUCUCUCUGAGUUUAAGGAAAAAUUUCUUUUAGCCAAUAUCCAAAAAGAUUAUCCAGAUAUAAAAUCGAUUACAGCAAUUUAUGUACAUUUUAUUGAACCAAAAAAUGCCGCUGCAGAAGAAACCCUCAAUAAUAUUGAGUCUUUUGAGCGUAGAACCCUUGAAAGCUUGCUUACUUAUGGUACUAAAAUCGAUGAUGUUAGAUCCCGAGAGGCACUCAUGAAAUAUGAAAACGCUUUAAAGAAUUCAGUUGGUGCAAUUACAUCUGAUUUUUUUCUCGUUAUUCCUCGACCUGGAACGAUUUCUCCAUGGUCUUCAAAAGCUACCAACAUUGCACACGUGUGUAAUUUGGAGAGAACUAUAGAAAGAAUUGAACGUGGUAUAACUUAUCUAUUUGAAACGAAGCUUCACAACAGUGCAAUAUUUAACGAUGCCAAUAUCCUUAAGCGCAUUUCCAAUCAUCUUUAUGAUCGUAUGACACAAGUAAUUUUAUCGAAAAUCCCAACAGCUGACGUAAUUUUCAAACAUGGGACACCGGGGCCCCUAAAAAUAAUUUAUCUUAAUGAUGGUGAAAAGAUUAUUUCUAGUAAUUUAGAAUCUGCACGACAUAAACUCUAUAAUGCUAACAAAGAGCUUGGGCUUGCUUUGGCUGAUGACGAAGUUGAAUACCUUGUAAAUGCAUUUGUUGGAAAUUCUUCAUCUAAUGAAUGUUUAUUUAGGAAUCCAACAGAUGUGGAAUUAUUCAUGUUUGCGCAAGUUAACUCUGAACAUUGCCGCCAUAAAAUUUUUAAGGCCGAUUGGAACAUCGACGGAACACACAAACCACACUCCUUGUUUGACAUGAUCCAGAACACUCAUAUCAAAAAUCCACAGUAUACGAUUUCAGCUUAUUCCGAUAAUGCUGCAGUCUUAGAAGGAUUUAAUGCUACAAGAUAUGCGCCGGAUUUUAAUAGCCAAUUCCAAUAUACUAUGAGCAAAGAAAAGGUUCAUAUUGUUGCAAAGGUGGAAACACAUAAUCAUCCAACUGCUGUAUCACCUUAUCCUGGAGCAGCGACUGGAUCUGGGGGUGAAAUACGUGACGAAGGUGCUGUUGGUCAAGGGUCUAAACCUAAAGCAGGAUUAACAGGUUUCUGUGUUUCUAAUCUUCUAAUACCAGAAAAUCGUCAACCUUGGGAGACUGAUUUUGGAAAACCAUCACAUAUUGCAUCGGCUCUGGAUAUCAUGAUUGAAGCUCCACUUGGUGGCGCUGCAUUCAAUAAUGAAUUUGGACGUCCUGCUAUUCUUGGAUAUUUUCGAACAUUUGCUGAAGAGGUUUGUAGUUCGCCUGCAAAAUAUGAAAUUCGAGGGUAUCACAAACCAAUAAUGAUAGCAGGGGGUAUGGGUACGAUAAGACCUGAUCAUGUUUUUAAGAAACAGAUAUCUAUAGGAUCUCAUUUAUUUGUAUUGGGUGGUCCUUCAAUGUUGAUUGGCUUAGGAGGUGGUGCAGCAUCUUCAAUGGCUAGUGGUGCUAGCUCAGUUGAACUGGAUUUCGCAUCGGUUCAGCGUGACAAUCCUGAAAUGCAGCGUCGUUGUCAGCAAGUAAUUGAUGGAUGUACUAAUUUAGGGUAUUUAAAUCCUAUUGAAUCCAUUCAUGAUGUAGGCGCGGGCGGAUUAUCGAAUGCUUUACCAGAACUUGUACAUGAUAGUAAUUUGGGAUGUAUUAUACAAUUGCGAAAUAUUCCGAAUGAUGAUCCAAGUAUGUCACCCAUGGAAAUAUGGUGUAAUGAAUCUCAAGAAAGAUAUGUUCUUGCUAUAGCACCCGAAAAUAUUAAAUUAUUCGAGGAAAUUUGCUCACGUGAAAGAUGUCCAUUUGCCGAUGUAGGAAUUACGACAAAAAAUCAAGUUUUAGUAUUAGAAGAUUCAUUAUUGAAAAACACACCAAUUAAUUUACCAAUGCAAAUUCUUUUUGGAAAACCACCGAAAUUAUCACGUACUAUAAAUACUCUUAAACCUCAACUUGUCCCAUUUGACAUCAGUUUGAAACAAUAUUUAUUACCGCGAGAAGAAAUCACUCAAGCUAAAUUAAUUGAGGAAUCAUUAUAUCGGGUUCUUCGACUUCCAACAGUUGCUUCUAAAUCUUUCUUAAUUACAAUCGGUGAUCGUACUGUUACUGGACUAGUGGCUCGUGAUCAAAUGGUUGGUCCUUGGCAAAUUCCUGUCUCUGAUGUCGCUGUUACUAUUUCUUCUUAUGGCAUUGAUGUAAUAACCGGUGAGGCUAUGGCUAUGGGUGAACGCACCCCUAUAGCUUUGAUAUCCCCAGCAGCAUCAUCUCGUAUGGCAGUUGCUGAAACUAUUACAAAUAUUGCUGCUGCAUAUAUACAAGAUAUAUCUCAAAUUAGAUUAAGUGCGAAUUGGAUGUGUGCAGCAAAUCAUUCUGGUGAGGCUGCUGGCCUUUAUGAAGCAGUUCAGGCAAUUGGAAUGGAACUUUGUCCUAAACUCGGUAUUAGCAUCCCUGUAGGAAAAGAUUCAAUGUCGAUGAAAAUGAAAUGGCAAGAAGACGGAAUGGAAAAGGAAGUCACCGCUCCUUUAAGUCUCAAUAUUACAGGAUUUGCACCGGUUCUUAAUGUACAUAAAACUUUAACUCCUCAAUUAAAAAUUAUUGAUGAACCUACAAUUAUUGUGCUUCUUGAUCUGGCAAAAGGAAAACAACGAAUAGGCGGUUCAGCCCUCGCACAGGUUUUCAAGCAAAUAGGCGAUGAAGCCCCCGAUGUCGAUGACGUCAAAUUAUUAAAGGAUUUUUUUAAGGGUAUACAAUAUUUAAGGGGAGAGAAUGAUGAUCUCAUUUUGGCAUAUCACGAUAGAUCUGAUGGCGGAUUGAUUGUGACACUUGUGGAAAUGAUGUUUGCCGGAAACGUUGGUAUAUCUGUGGAACUUUCGACAAUUGUUGGCAAUGACGGAAACCUCCUUAAAUCAUUAUUUAGUGAAGAAUUGGGUAUACUAUUGCAACUUCGAGAAGUAGAUAUUCAAAAAUUUAUAAAUAUUUUUGAGGAGACUGGAUUUUCUCAGAAAUACAUCCAUAAAAUUGGAAAAGUGACAAAUACGCAAUUCUUGACCUUAAUGUUGAAUGAUCAAAUAAUUUAUGAAGCAUCUCGCAUUGAUUUGCAACGCGCUUGGUCCGAAACUUCUUUUCAUAUACAGUCCUUGCGUGACAAUGCAGAUUGCGCAAAAGAGGAAUUUGACGGAAUAUUGGAUGCAAAUAAUCCUGGCUUACAUUUUGAUUUAUCGUUUGAUCCUGCAACAGAUGUUCUUUCAUCAUCUUUAUUAUUAAAAGCUCCUAUUGAGCACAAACCAAAAGUUGCAAUAUUACGAGAACAAGGAGUAAAUGGACACAAUGAAAUGGCCUUUGCAUUUCAUUUAUCUGGUUUUUUGGCUGUUGACGUUCACAUGUCAGAUAUUUUAUCAGGAAAAGUAACUUUACGUGAUUUCAAGGGAUUAGCAGCCUGUGGCGGAUUCUCCUAUGGGGAUGUACUUGGUGCUGGCGCGGGUUGGGCUAAAUCAAUAUUACUUCAUCAAAAUGCACGACAUGAAUUUUUUCAUUUUUUUAAUAAUCGUGAUGAUACUUUUGCACUUGGUGUGUGUAAUGGAUGCCAAUUUUUUAGCCACUUAAAGGAGUUAAUACCGGGCGCCGAUAAUUGGCCCUCGUUUAAACGUAACAAAAGUGAACAAUAUGAAUCCAGAUUUACCUUAGUAGAAAUUGUCAAAUCUAGUAAAAAUAACAUCGGAGGUGGUAAAAGGAAUUCGAUUUUCUUUAACGGAAUGGAAGGCUCUAUUUUACCAAUUGCAGUCGCACAUGGUGAAGGCAGAGCGGAGUUUAACUCACAGGAACAAUUAGAUUUAUUAAUACAACAGGACCUUGUAACAAUAAGAUAUGUUGAUAAUUAUGGAAAGGCUACUGAGAAAUAUCCAUUUAAUCCAAAUGGGAGUGUUGGUGGUAUUACCGCAGUGCAAACGCCAAACGGAAGGUUUCUAGCGAUGAUGCCACACCCGGAACGUGUUAUUCUUAAAAAGACAAAUUCAUGGUAUCCACCAGAUGCUGGGAAGAAUUGGGGAGAAUACGGACCUUGGUUAAGGAUUUUUCAGAAUGCAAGAGUUUGGGUUGGAUAA
Messenger RNA from Ambispora leptoticha, 4167 nucleotides. The record is from the annotation of a GenBank genome assembly. Lineage: Eukaryota; Fungi; Glomeromycota; Glomeromycetes; Archaeosporales; Ambisporaceae.